This is a messenger RNA of Asterias rubens (European starfish), 2343 nucleotides long. RefSeq names its product retinal guanylyl cyclase 2-like. The coding region runs from base 1 to 2343 and encodes 780 amino acids. Lineage: Eukaryota; Metazoa; Echinodermata; Asteroidea; Forcipulatida; Asteriidae. Gene Ontology annotation, biological process: cGMP biosynthetic process; protein phosphorylation; intracellular signal transduction. The record is from RefSeq and is a predicted model, not a curated record. Gene Ontology annotation, molecular function: protein kinase activity; guanylate cyclase activity; peptide receptor activity. The transcript is spliced from 15 exons.
AUGGCAACUGGUUUGAACAAAGUUCUGUUAACGGAGGGUGAUCUGAUGUUCGAACGCGUCUCAGGGGAGUUCGGAAGCACAAGGGGGAUCCCAGAUUCGCGCAAGACACCAGGUAGUCAACUAACGCUGAAGGAUCGUUCAAUUCACUCCUCGCAGCGACGGGACUCCGUACAGCUCAAAGACAACGCUAAACGAAUUAAAGUGGCGCGCUACAAUGGAGAGCUUGUUUUCGUCAAGAAACUUGAAAGAUCAUCUUUUGAGAUAAGAAGCUCGUUGCUGAGACAAGUAAAAAUGGUUCGUGAUCUGCGUCACGAGAAUUUGAAUUCAUUCAUGGGUGUUUACUCGGAGCCUGGCGACAGUUUCUGGAUCUUUGAGUAUUGCGUGCGGAGGAGUCUUAGCGAUAUAUAUUUAAAUGAAAACUUAAAACUGGACUGGACGUUUAAAUCUUCACUGUUGGUCGACUUGGUUUCAGGGAUGCGGUAUAUCCACAACAGCCCGCUAAAACAACAUGGCCGACUGACGUCACACAAUUGCGUCAUUGACAGCCGAUGGGUCCUCAAAGUUACAGACUACGGGAUCCCUGCGAUGAUGAGUACACAGAGUCCGGAAGAGGAGGCGGUUCGCAGACCAGAAGAUUUGUUGUGGACUGCACCGGAACUUCUGCGAGAUCCUAACCUGAGAAAAACCGGAACCGCGCAAGGAGACCGCUACAGUUUUGCGAUCAUCCUCUCGGAAAUGCUUACGAGGGCGGAACCAUUCUCUAUGCUUCGACUCACACCAAAAGAAAUUAUCGCCAAACUGGUCAAGCCCCCGCCUCUGUGUCGGCCGUCUGUGUCCCAGAAGGACGCCCCACGUGAAGUGAUCGAGAUCAUGAAGCAAAGCUGGUGCGAGAUGCCGGACACCAGACUGGACUUCGACUUUAUCUAUCAGGAAUUCAAGAAGCUCAACAGGGGGAGGAGGGCCAACAUAGUGGACUCGAUGUUUAAAAUGCUGGAGAAAUACUCGAACCAUCUUGAGGAUCUGAUCCGAGAGAGGACGGCAGAGCUGGACGAGGAACGAGCGAAGACUGAAAUGCUUCUCAAUAGAAUGCUUCCACCGAGUGUAGCCGUAGAGCUGAAGGCAGGCCGUACCGUACCGCCAGUCAGCUUCGAACGCGUCACCAUCUUCUUCUCUGAUAUCGUAGGGUUUACCAACAUCUCAGCUCAGAGUACUCCUUUUCAAAUAGUCACCUUCUUGAAUGAUCUCUACACGGCCUUUGACGAUACGCUGACAGAGCACGAUGUGUAUAAGGUUGAAACAAUCGGAGACGCUUACAUGGUCGCGAGUGGCUUGCCAAUUACGAACGGGAACAGACAUGCUGGUGAGAUUGCCAAUCUAGCACUGGAUCUCCUACACGUUGCUGGGUUCAAGCUUAAGAUUCGACACAUGCCGGAAACUCCGCUCCGAUUACGAAUCGGGAUACACUCGGGUCAGUGUGCAGCCGGUGUUGUUGGGCUCACUAUGCCUCGAUACUGCCUAUUUGGUGAUACAGUCAACACAGCGUCUCGAAUGGAGUCUAAUGGAAUGCCUUAUCGCAUUCAUAUCAACCAGACAACCAUCGACAUACUUGAAGAGCUAGGAGGGUACCACGUGGAACUAAGAGGAGAAGUUUAUCUAAAGGGAAAAGGUGUCGCCCGUACCUUCUGGCUGACAGGGAGAGACGGAUUCACCAAGGAGCUUCCUGAUUGGAAGAGCGCAUUAGAAGGUGAUAUCAUGCCACCCGUCACGCCAGCUGUCCCAGAAUGCACUCCGUCUCAGGUCGCCGUCGCAACAGCUGCCGAGUCGAACUCAAAUGACCCCGAUGAUGGUCCCCAGCAAGGGCUCCCCCUACGGCACGGCAGUGCAGGCUCCCUUGCAAGUCUCCUCGCCAUCCCCGAAGGCGGCGUGUUCGAAUCAAACACACUAGACAUUGAACCAGACGACAACUCAUCGGUAUCCAUCGAUGAUGGCGUCCUUCCCUCUGACGUCAUAACACGGACUGUUUUUUACUCGCCUCCGGCCGUCAAGCGUCGCAUGGACCACUUCACCGGUAGCAGGCCGAGCAGCGCUACGAGUUUGGCGCACCGUGGUAGUAGUCGCCCCUCCAGCCGUUCCGGUAGUGUCGCAUGGAGCCUUGCUGAUCCAUCUAGUCGUCCAUCGAGUCGUUUAUCAAACCAUUUUGCUAGUCGUCCGUCCAGUCGUCCUUCCACACCAGCAUCUAAAUAUAAAUCCACUGAGCAACCCAAUGGAGCAGUACAUAUCGUGAUCACAGAUUCGGACGUACCAAGCCGUGCAGUCGCGUGCGUAACAUUGUGUGAGAAUUGA